CGUGGGCGUUACCCGUGGAGGGGGCGGGGCCCGAAUCUCCUCCCUGCGCUGAGGCUCAGUCAGUGUCGGCCGGGGAAGCAGCGGCAUGCCUGGCUACAUGCGUCCGGGGUGUGCAGUCACCUGCCCAGUGCUCCCCGCCCCGGGGCUGGGGGAGUGAGCCGCGUCUCAGCCUCCCCCGUUACCAGGAAGAGGACUGGGCACACCCCUCCCGCACACACCGCACUUCCCUCGCUCCUCCCCUCCGAUAAACUCUCUGACAAACUGCCCGGGAAGUGGCUGCGAGAGAGACGGGACAGAGCCUAGUGCCCGGGAGUACGCGGCCCCAGGUGCGGAGAGUGCGGGCGGUGUGCUCUGUGCUGUGUGUGGCGCUCACCCCGCUCUGUGCUAACUUUCUGCGCGUUCACCCGGAGACGGUCCGUGGGCUGCAGUGAUGCCGGUCGGGAGCCUGUUGCCGUUCAGUGUGGCCCCGCUGGGGUCGGGGAGCGGAGCGGGCAGCGGCUCGGGGGUCUCGGCCCCCGGCGGAGGGGUGUCCGGGCUGCACUGGCUGGGCCCCGCGGGGAGGAAGCUGUCCGGCUUCAGACUCACCGAGAAGUUCGUGCUGCUGCUGGUGUUCAGCGGCUUCAUCACCCUCUGCUUCGGGGCCAUCUUCUUCCUGCCCGACUCCCCGAAGCUGCUGAGUGGCGUCUUCUUCCAGCAGCCCCCGCCGCCCCCUCCGCAGAGGUCCCCGGCUGGUCCCGGAGCGCUGGAUGAGGAUGACGGGGGGCGCCUGGCCAGGAUCCGGGAGGAACACGAGAAGGCGCUGCGGGAAGCCAAGGACACGCUGAACCGGCUGCCCGAGGACAUCAAGGGGGACAUCCAGCGGGACAAGGAGAAGCUGGCGGCUCAGGGCAAGGGCACUGCCGGGGGCAGACUCUCUCCACGGCCGUUUAAAGAGCCCAUAGGAGCAGUGGGGAAGGAGCCGACUGACCCCGCCGUCCGGCAAAAGAGGGACAAGAUUAAAGAGAUGAUGAAAUUUGCCUGGGAUAAUUAUAAACGAUAUGCAUGGGGCUUAAACGAACUGAAACCUGUACAAAAACAAGGGCAUUCAAGUAAUUUAUUUGGUAACAUCCAAGGAGCAACAAUUGUAGAUUCUCUUGACACAUUGUUUAUUAUGGAUAUGAAGGAUGAAUUCAAGGAUGCUAAGGAGUGGGUGGAGAAGAACCUAGAAUUCAGUGUGAACGCUGAGGUGUCAGUCUUUGAAGUGAAUAUCCGUUUUGUUGGCGGCCUCCUAUCUGCAUAUUAUCUCUCUGGGGAAGAGGUAUUUCGAAGAAAAGCCGUUGAAUUGGGAGAGAAACUUUUGCCUGCUUUCAAUACACCAACUGGAAUACCUUGGGCCCUGUUAAACAUAAAGAGCGGCAUUGGUCGAAAUUGGCCCUGGGCUUCAGGUGGCAGCAGUAUCCUGGCUGAGUUUGGGACCUUACAUUUGGAGUUUAUACAUUUAACUCAAGUAUCUGGAAACCCAGUAUUUGCCGAAAAGGUUUUGAAUAUUCGAAAAGUAUUAAAUCGAUUGGAUAAACCCCAAGGGCUUUAUCCCAACUACCUGAAUCCAAACAGCGGCCAAUGGGGACAACAUCAUGUGUCUGUGGGAGGCCUUGGAGAUAGCUUCUAUGAAUACUUGCUAAAAGCAUGGUUAAUGUCAGACAAGACUGAUGAGGAAGCCAAGAAGUUAUAUUAUGAUGCUGUUCAGGCCAUCGAGACACAUUUGAUCCGUAAGUCCAGUAGUGGCCUUACGUACAUAGCUGAAUGGAAAGGCGGCCUCUUAGAGCAUAAAAUGGGACAUUUAACAUGUUUUGCUGGCGGCAUGUUUGCUCUUGGGGCUGAUGGAGCACCAAGUGAUAAAACUGGGCACCAUAUAGAACUGGCUGCGGAGAUUGCCCGGACCUGCCAUGAAUCCUAUGAUCGCACAGCAACAAAGCUGGGACCAGAAGCUUUCAGGUUUGAUGGAGGUGUAGAAGCAAUCGCUACUAGACAAAAUGAAAAAUACUACAUCUUGCGACCAGAGGUGAUCGAAACCUAUUUGUACAUGUGGAGAUUUACACAUGACCCAAAAUACCGGAAGUGGGGUUGGGAAGCAGUUGAGGCAUUGGAAAAGUACUGCAGAGUGGAAGGAGGCUAUUCUGGUGUCAGGGAUGUUUACGCUUCUCACCCCAAUCACGAUGAUGUGCAGCAAAGUUUUUACCUUGCGGAGACUCUCAAGUAUCUCUACUUAUUAUUUUCGGAUGAUGAUCUUCUUCCAUUAGAACAUUGGAUUUUCAACACUGAGGCACAUCCUUUGCCCAUUAUCCAAAAGGCUGACAGAACGAUAGAAGGCGUACUGUAGCAAAAUAAAGGCAUCAAAAAUUGAUUUUCAUACAGUUAGUUCUCUGCAUUCCUUCAACAUUCCAUUUUCCAGGAUCCAGGACAAAACACCUUUACGUUAUGUGAAUUUUUUCCUGAAAUUGUAUAACAAUAUUUUGCAGUCUGUCAUGUUUACUCCAAGAUCUCUGACUGGUUCCAUUCAAUAGUGAUCUACUAAUGACUGUGAAGUUAAAGCACCUUUCCCCCACAUGGACAUUCUGUUUAGAGUUAUAAAACCAUCUCUUGCCAAUAUAGAAUAGAACAGUCUGCAAUUUUCGUUACUACUACUUAUUCCCUUCAUUUGACUGCAAAGAUCUUUCCUCCUCUGUGAGGAGAUUGUCUGCUUUAUGCUGUAAUAUUUUGCCAUGUUGCAAAAAGCCAUAAUGAAUAGUAUAAAAGAACUGUUUUAUUUUCCUUUCCAGUUAUAUGUGACUCUGAUUUGUCUGAAACUCAUCUAAGACAAAUUGUGUAACUGUGAUAUCUUCCUCUUCUGCGAGUUUUAUUUGGUAACAUGUUCAGAAGUAUCUAAUUUCUGAGGAAAGUGACAUAGAAAUAACUCAAUCCCAAGCAGACGCAACUCUUUUUUAGCAAUGAUCCAAAUAUUUCUUUAAAGUUUUUGUUAAAUGAAUUGUUAUCUAAGCUAUUCAAUUAACAUAUUUGUAAAGAAUUUUGAUUACAAAACUAAAUUUAUCUGUAUAUAAAUAUAUCUGAUCUAUAGACAAUCCAGGUUGUGCAAAAUUAAAUUUAAAGUGUUCAGGUUAUUUUCUAAGGACAAUAUAUUGCUUGUCCUUUGUAGUGGAAAUAUUUCAUGAUUUACAUCUAUUUUCUGUACGUUAGAGCUGAUCUCCUUUGACCAAUGGAAUUUUGAAAGUUUGUAAGUUUUUGAAUUUCUUUUUGUUUAUUUCAACAAUAACCUUCUGCAGUAAUUAUUUUAGGAUUUUGUUAGACCAUUAUUGGAAUUAUGACCCUAUCCAUAUUAGCCUUCAAAGGCCAGGAGCUGGUGUUCACAGGUUAUUGAUGCCCUCUCCUUAGAGACCCCAAUCCAAAAUGUUUGCUUCACCUCUACUGCAGCCACAUAAUGUUUAUACUACAGUAUCUUUAUACUGGGAUGCCAAGAGGGGGUAGGUAAUAAAAAGCGUACUGAUUGCCUGGGCUGCUUGGAUGGUGCCGUGUCAGCUGCUGAGGGUAACAAAUGUCCUCCUUAGCAGCGCACAGAUCCGCACAUAGUAUUUUUUUUCUGGAGCGGGCAUGUCCACACUUUUCAGUUUUAGACACUAAGUACCCGGGCCCCAUUCAGCUCUUUGUAGCCUUGUCGUUAUAAGGAAACUAUCACACCUAUGAACUACAGUUGUGGUCAUUGAGUCAGCUCAAGGUAAAUUGAUCCAACUGGAAGCUUGUAAACAGGUGUCUUUAUUUACGUGCAGGACAUACUGUAUCCAACAUUUUUAGGUAGAAGAGGCAAGACAAGCUGUUGGCAAUUAAUAUGGUCAGACAACAAAGACACUAAUGGAUUUAUAAUAGUGUUUGAAAUAUCUGCAUGUGACAAUGUAGGUGUUGGAGUUUUUAACUUUUUUUAUCGCUAAUAUUAAAAAGUAAUACACCGCUAGUUAAAAGCAUAGAUAAUAGUACUUUGUUCUUCCUAUGAUAGCACAUCAUGUGGUUAAUGAGUGAUCCCAAAGUGCUCCAUUGUAAAUCCUGAGCAUUUAAGAUAACCUUGCUGCGAACCGGAGGCUUUUGAGAGAGAUUGUAUUGUACUUUUACACUAGUUUUCGAACCAUCAUCAGGUAAAGAUUAAUAGGCUUUAAUGCCCAUGUAUACAAGGCCUUAUGAUACUUUAGAGCACCCAUAAAAGGGUUGUCAUAAUUAAAAACUGUAAGAUUAUUAGACCCGUAUUUCAGCUUUUCAGUGUCUGAUACCGUUUUCUAUGUUACUAUUAAUCCUGUUAUAGCUGCAUCAGGAGAUUUAAUUUAAGGAUAAUACACAGUUUCUGAUUUCCAGUGUCAAACACCGGUGAUCGUACUUUUCCGACAAGCUAUAUAAAACAGUAAUUUCAGAGAGAAUAUGCUCUUUUCAAAUACAAUGAGUCAAAUUAUUUUUUUUUCUUAUUUUUUUUUUAUUUACUCUUAAGGUUGCUGUUUUUUGGUUCCAAAUUUAAUUGAUAUUUUUUUUCUCUUUGUAAGGUAUAAUCUGUAUACUGUAAAUUGCAGUGAACAGAAGUGCAAAUGAGCUAAACACCUUUUGAAUUCCAUAUUGACUAUUGUCAAACAUAUUACAUUGCAUAUUGCCACUUUUUACAUCUUUUAUUAGGGUGUUUCUGGGAAAUCGCUGACAUGAAUUGUAAUGUAUUGCCUUUUCAAAUGAUAAUUCUAAAAAUAACACAUCAUUGAAAUUGGAUAUAACUUUAUUUAUAUUUAAUAUCACAUAAAACAAUUAAGUACAGUAUGUUGUGUUCUAAAUGUAUUUUACACUCUGGCAUGUGACCCAUUCAAAUGGGUUGGGCAUGCGUGACUGGCGUGGGCUCGCCAUGCUGCAGGCUCAUUGGUGAGCUGCGCUUGCCACAGGUUCUAUUCCCACUCUAUGGGUGUCAUGGACAACCACGAGUGGGAAUAGUCCCUGCUAGUUGGCAUACCGACUGUCUGGAUUCUGAGGGGGUGGGCUGUAGGUGGAGUUAUUGUGACCGGCGGUCACCAGACUACAUCCCAUUCAAACACCUUCCAAACGUGCAUAACAAGUGACUGCAUAAAUAGUUAUGUAUUCAGUACUACAGAAACAGAAGUAACAGAAAUGCUGGUAAUGAGGGUCUAAAGUCUCAAGGUGUUUCGUGUUGAGAUUACAAAGGGACCCCUCUUUUAUAUAUAUAUAUAUAUAUAUAUAUAUAUAUAUAUAUAUUGCAAUAGCAAACACCCCUCACCAGUCCUAUUGGUGUCUGUAGUAACAGCUACAUUUCAUCAUUGUGACAGUGAAUGCAUUUAGUAAGCAAGAUAUUGCCGAUAACUUACAGGACAUAGCAGUUCAGCAAAACAAAAUAUAUAGCAACUGAGAAACACCAGUAACAUUGCUUACUGAGCAAAUACACAUCUAGGUUUACAGUGGUGAUUGAGACAUUUCAUAUUUACUUGUUGGGACGUUGUUGAAGGUGUUUAUACUAUCAGAUUUGUGACCUUUAUAUUCACUUUGCUGCAUAGUAUCUGCUUUAUUGUACUCAUGGCGUGCUUAUGGGACGGAGCAGGUAGGUCAUUGUCUCACAUAUAUACCUUUACAGGUGGUGUGCCUUCCUAAUAAUCUCCCAUGUAUAUUAAACUACAGCUUGAAGUAACACAGGGAUGUUUGCUAUAGGGAAUAGACACCCCUCCCCCUGUUCACUAGGUGAUUAUUCUUAUAAUUGCAAAGGUGCAGCUCAAUGCUGUAACAGUAUUUUUAUCCAGCCCUAAACAGUAUACAAUUUGCUGAACUACUGGUGGGUUUACCAGAUAAAUGGCUAAUACGUCAUUUAUCUCAGUGUAUUUUAACAUGAAAAUAUAUUAAAAAUUUUAAAGUGCGGACUAGAGAAUCUAGUAUGUCCUAAAUAGGAGCCCAGCAAUAAGAAUAGGGUAAUGUACUUCAUCAAGCUAAAUCCUAGACAUUGCACAUACUGUAGUCAUUCAAAUGAAGAAAAUCAUGUAAUAUAUAAAUUAGAAGUAACUAGCACCAAUUAUUGUAUAAGAGAUUGAGAGCACCAGCAGAUUGUGUCUCACAUACAACCUUCCCUAUGUAUGCUAAGUAAUAUCACCACCUCUGCAAUUAUUUGGAUCAGACCUAUAUUAAUAGUACUGUAAGUUCUUGGCUCUUUUAAGAUGGUGCUUUGUAAAGAAGCACAGGGCGGGAUAUAGUGCCUCCCAGGUACAGAGGCCAUGUGGGAUGCCAGCUGAACUCGGACAUUAUUUUUAAAGGGGCAAUCACUUAAAAGGUAAAACCAUGCCUUGUAAGUAAUUUCUCCUUUAAAAAAAAAAAAAAAGUCUGCGUUCGGUUAGCAUCCCGCACAGCCACUGAAGUUGGGCGGCAUUACAUCUGGCCCAUGGACUUAUAGCUAUCUACAGUAUAUUGUAGCUGUUCUAUUACUAUAGGGUAGUAUUUAAAUUAUCAUGAAACCUCUUACUGCUUACACUUAUUAUUUUCUUUAGGAUUUGGUACUGUCCGUCUGUCUUUAUUUUUUUUCUAACUCCAUCCCAUUUCCCAUACGAAUACUUCAUCGAGGACCAAGCAGUUGCUCUUUUCUAUAGUGUUCUGGUACUUAUGAUUAUUCUGUGGGUUAUCACCUGCCAAAGUCCCUGGCCACAACUGAGUAGCCAUCCUUGGCUAUUUGGAAAUAACAGGACCCUGCUUGAGCAUACUGCAGGAGGGGGGGGGGCUCUCUCACUGAAGUAUUAGAAGUGGCGAGUACAAAAACCACUGAAGUGGAGAACCAUUUAAAAACUGAAGAUUCAUCAAUGUUUCAGUUUGUCUAUAAGUAAAUGUGAUGUAUUCAUAUAAACUUUUACAUAUUCUGCGACUGGGAAUGCAAAGACAUUUCAAGCAUUAGUAGUCCAGUUUUCAUAAGAAAAUUCGAAAAUAAGUCUCUUGCUUUUAUCUCAUAUUGAUUUUGUCAGUCUUUCCUCUCUACCUCAGUUUAUAGAUAUUGGUAAUAACAAAUGUAAGUGUUUAAACAGGGGUCAAAUAGUCUGCCUGGAUGUUUUCACAUCUUUGGAAAAAUUGGACUUCACACUAUAGUAUUGCUGCAAACUCAUUGUACCCUUGUUGGGCAGUUUAAAUUGAAAACCAGUUUUAUUUUUUACAUUAAGCGCCUUUUCAGCAAUAUCAACUUAUUUAUUUUAAAAACGUGUUUUGUAAGCAGAAGUAGAACCAGCAGUUUCCAUAAACUCAAAGAGCAGAUAACGCGCCAAAGCUUGCUCCUAUUUUCCAAUAAUAAGCUGUUGGCAUAAGAGGAUUUUUAUUAAGAGAAGAGUUUUGUAUAUGAAAACACAUGUAUGGGAUGUAAUUACAUGAUAUUGCAUACAGUAUGAUUGGUUUUGUCAAUAAUAACUUGAUUUGUAAUAUCUAGCACUAUUACUUUCCAGUGCUGUCAAAUAGCUUGUACUGUAUAUUCCAAUUGGUUUUCUUCACUGUAUACAUUUUCUGGUUUGGCGUGUCAGGAUUUCCAUGCUAUAUAGGGCUUAUUUGCAAACAGUUUACCCUUAAAUAUCAUAUAAAAUUUUCCACUUGCAAUUUUUUGGGGUGUCGUGGACUUUCUAAAGCUAUAUUUCUAGAGUAUUAAAAGAUUACAUUUAAUGUAUUGGUGAUAUGGCAUUACACACAUCACCAAAAAAUUACGAGACCCCAACAUUGCACUUUUUUUUUGCACCACUGAGAGAAAAUGUGUGAUGUUGGUGGCUGCAUGGUGCCAGCGUUCCACCUCACAGCCAUCACUUCUAAUUGAAUAAACACCAAAAUGGCUUGUUUCCAAAUGUUAAGAGCGUUCAGGGUCCAUGCAGGUUUUCUUUCAGUUGCACACAUUGUAUAGUUUGCAAUACUGCUUUCCAGAGUGGUCACAGCUACUUUUUUACAAAGCCAAAUGACAAGCACAAACAACAUUUUAAUUAAAAAUUUUGAUUUAUUAAAAUGUAAAAUGAACUCUUAAAUCAUAAUUCCAAAUUACAUUACUGUACAUGUGUUUGUUUUUUUGUGGUUUUUUUUUUACAAGACCAUCACAAUAUCAUAUGGCCUGUAUGAAAGGGAGCAUAUUUUUACUGUAAAUAGGUGUGACCUGGAUCGGCUGCUAAUUUGAACGUAUGUUUUAAUCAAGUUACUUAACUCUAGGGCCACAGCGGUAGCAUUCAGGUCAGAACUGAUUGUUAAUUUGCAAAAAAAAAUAAAAACGCUCCCCUGUGUCCACUAUAUUAUUUUACAUUUUUUAUUAUUAUUAUAAACAUUCCCACUGGAAAGUCAAAGAAUACAUGUUUAAUCAGGUUUGUGGAACAAUUAUCACAGGUGGUAUUGUAAUAGUUAAUUUCAUUGAAAAAAAAAUUAUUAUUUUUUUGUAACUUUCUUUGCAUUGAAUUUUAUUUUGUACAUUCCACCUUUAUACAAAACUUAAAUUUUAGAGUUAUGUAAUAGAUUAAAAUGCACAAUUUAUAAAAAUUAUAUUUGUAAAAUUAUACUGUGAAUAAAGUCUUUUAUUCUA
Molecule: messenger RNA, 8572 nt
Organism: Pseudophryne corroboree (corroboree frog)
Lineage: Eukaryota; Metazoa; Chordata; Amphibia; Anura; Myobatrachidae
Gene: MAN1A1
Product: mannosidase alpha class 1A member 1
Exons: 12
Coding region: 431-2359 (642 amino acids)
Biological process (GO): mannose trimming involved in glycoprotein ERAD pathway; carbohydrate metabolic process
Cellular component (GO): Golgi membrane; endoplasmic reticulum; extracellular exosome
Molecular function (GO): mannosyl-oligosaccharide 1,2-alpha-mannosidase activity; calcium ion binding
Source: RefSeq, a predicted model, not a curated record